AUGGUCCACUGCGAGCGGGCUUCCAGGCCUUUGCUCCAAUGCCUACGCGGCACUUACUCUAGAGGCGUUGCUGGUGUCCAACUCCAGACGCGAGCUUUCCAGUCGACUGCCAACGUACGAGAGGCCGAGACCGAAGCGCCGAGCCAACCCUUCCACAAGGCCCCGGAUCCUUCGCUUGUGACGAGUCCCCGUCUCGAGAGACGGCUGUUGCGACAGGGAACUACCCCCAUUGGAUCCCGUCGUCGCCGUGCCGCGCUCCAGACGUCAGAAAGCAUCCCAUUCGAACAGCUGCCCUACCAAUGUUUCCAAGAAGCCCGCAAGGUUCUUCUUGCGGACCGCGAAGAGAAAUUGAAGGAAAUUGAGACAAUGCAGCAGCGCAUUGCCAGACAAGAAUCUCUUUCCGUUGAAGAAGCUGGAGGAGCCAAUGCAAAGAAGUCCCGCGUGACCGCAAUGCAAUUACACUUGGAGCGCCUCAAAAUCAUGGCUGACAUUAAUGACCCCUCGGUGAAGCGAAGGUUCGAAGAUAACGAAGGUGACAUGUCCAAGCCUAUCUACCGUUUCUUGGCCGACCGCAAAUGGCGCGAGUACCGCCGCAAGAUUCUCGUUCAACGUAUCACACAAAUGAACGUCAUUCCGGACGUUCUCCCUCACUGCGACCCGGUCGUAGAGACCAAGCUGUACUUCGACAGGCGACAGAUUCAACCCGGUGAAUUCGUCGCAGCCAAGCAGAGCACAAUUGCACCGAAGCUCGAUGUUCAGCUUUUCGAGGGUGGCGAGAAGCUUGUGACCAUUGCUGUUGUUGACUCUGAUGUCCCCAACGUCGAGAAAGACAGCUUUGAUUAUAAGACACAUUUCCUGGCCGUCAAUGUUCCCAUCUCAGCUACCUCAACUAAGGUCGACCUCGCCCAGCUUUUGGAAGACUCCCAGGUUGUUUUGCCCUGGCUCCCUCCCGUUGCCCAGAAGGGUAGCCCCUACCACCGUCUUUCCCUUUUCAUCAUGGAGCAGAAGGACUCUCAGCCUCUCGACUUUGCCGCCGUUAAGGCGAAGGAGGCUAACCGCGACAACACUCUUCUUCGCACUCUCCAGACCCGCUACCACCUCAAGGCUAUUGGUGCUCACCUGUUCCGUACCCAGUGGGACGAGACGACCCUGGAGGUCAUGAAGGAGCUUGGAUUCAAUGGCGCAGAUGUCGAGCUACGCCGCAAGAGGGUUGAGCCUCUGCCUUAUAAGAGACGCAACCCCUCCUCUUUCCGGUAA
Messenger RNA from Penicillium brevicompactum, 1257 nucleotides. Its product is annotated as mitochondrial 54S ribosomal protein mL38. The transcript has 2 exons. The record is from RefSeq and is a predicted model, not a curated record. NCBI's taxonomy places the organism in Eukaryota, Fungi, Ascomycota, Eurotiomycetes, Eurotiales, Aspergillaceae. Bases 1 to 1257 code for a protein of 418 amino acids.